AUGGCGAUUUUGGAGGCUUUGCUCCAGUCCUUGAGCCUGUCCUCUCUGCUGGGGGGUUUUGUCGUCCUUUUGUGCGUCUAUUUGAUGUUUUCCAGGUUCCAAGCGGAGGGAAAGGAGCCGCCGGGACCCAAAACCCUUCCACUGCUGGGGAAUAUCCUGCAGAUCGACCUGAAGAGCCCUAGCAAAACGCUGAUGGAGUAUUACAAGAAAUACGGAUCAAUCUUCCAGAUCCACUUUGGGCCCAAGAAAGUGGUGGUCCUGGCCGGAUACGAGACGGUGAAGGAGGCCCUCGUGAAGUUUGACGAGGAGUUUGGAUACAGAGACAUACCGGACAUCAUGUACCAGGUCAACAAAGGACACGGGGUUUUAUGGUCCAACGGGGACUCGUGGAAAGAAAUGAGGCGCUUUGCUUUGACCAACCUGAGAGACUUUGGGAUGGGAAAGAAGGCCUGUGAGGACAAAAUCCUCGAGGAAUGUCAGCACCUUCUUGAAGUCUUUAAGAGUUUUAAAGGAAAACCUUUCGAAACCACCAUGCAUCUGAACUGUGCCGUCUCCAACAUCAUCUGCUCGAUGGUUUACGGCAACAGGUUCGAGUACGACGACCCGGAGUUCACCUCUCUGGUGGACCGCACAAACAGAAGUAUCCAGCUCACUGGCUCUGCCUCCCUGGAGGUCUACAGCGCCUUUCCCUUGUUGUCUGCCUGGUUUGGACCGAGCAAGGAGUACCUCAACCUGGUUACCACCACCAGGAAGCAGAACUCAGUCCUCUUGAACAAGCUGAGGGAGACCCUGAACCCCCAGAUGUGCAGAGGCUUUGUGGACGCGUAUCUGGUCCGCCAGCAACAGCUGGAGGAAUCUGGGGCCACCGACAGCCACUUCCAUGACUCAAACCUUCUGGUGACCGUCUCAAACCUGUUCAACGCUGGAACCGAGACCACGUCCACCACUCUGAGAUGGGGGCUCCUGCUCAUGGCCAAGUACCCCAAGAUUCAGGGACGUAGUUCCAGCAGCAUGGGGAUAACCGAGGCCCUGCUCCAGUCCCUCUCCUCCGUCUCCCUGAUGGAAUAUGUGGCCGCCCUGCUGCUCCUGUGUGUUUUAUCCUGCUCCGUAUUCAGGUCCAGGCAGAAAAACGGGGAGCCCCCAGGACCGACUCCCCUCCCCGUGCUGGGAAACCUGCUGCAGCUCGACCUGAAGAGGCCCCACAACACUCUGUUGGAGUUCUCGAGGAAAUACGGACCCGUGUUCACCGUCUACUUCGGACCCAAGAAGGUGGUGGUCCUGGCCGGAUACGAGGCGGUGAAGGAUGCUCUGGUCAACCACGAUGAGGUGUUUGGAGACAGAGAUGUGCUUCAUAUUCUGCAUGAAGUCAACCAAGGAGGCGGGCUUUUGUGGUCCAACGGUGACUUGUGGAGAGAAAUGCGGCGCUUCUCUUUGACCAACCUGAGAGACUUUGGGAUGGGAAAGAAGGUGUGUGAGGACAAAAUCAUCGAGGAAUGUCAGCACCUGACUGACGAAAUAAAAAAAUACAAAGGAGAAGCUUUUGAUACAACGAGAUUGAUGAAUUACGCCAUCUCCAAUAUUAUCUGCUCCAUGAUCUUUGGCAGCAGAUCUGAAUAUGACGACGCGGAAUUUUCUAAUUUAGUGGAUCGACUGAACACGACAGCUCAACUUUUAGGCUCCAGUUCGAUGCAGGUGUACAACCUGUUUCCGUUCUGCAAGUGGAUCUCCAGCAGGAGGCGCUAUUGUCAGCUGAGUGCUGCCAAUAGGAAACAGGUCACAGCGUUCAUCAGUCGUUUGAGAGAAACCCUCAUCCCACAGAUGUGCAGAGGCUUCGUGGACUCUUUUCUGCUCCGCAAGCAAAACCUGGAGCGCUUCCGUUUUUCCCCCCCCGCCGGGGUUUCGGAGGAGGAGCUGGACCUGACCCCGUUUCCGGGCAUCACUCUGGGCCCCGCGGCUCAUCAACUGCGUGCUGUUUCCCGCAUGUGA
Messenger RNA from Menidia menidia (Atlantic silverside), 1986 nucleotides. Lineage: Eukaryota; Metazoa; Chordata; Actinopteri; Atheriniformes; Atherinopsidae. The record is from the annotation of a GenBank genome assembly.